Messenger RNA from Metarhizium acridum CQMa 102, 945 nucleotides. Lineage: Eukaryota; Fungi; Ascomycota; Sordariomycetes; Hypocreales; Clavicipitaceae. The record is from RefSeq and is a predicted model, not a curated record.
AUGUCAAACACCCACAUCUUAAAUGGCAUCUCCACUGGAGAUAUCAAGAGCACUCUGGACCCUGCCCUAUUGAAUUCUACAGACACUGCGCUUUUCCUGAAACCGCCCGCUCCGGCAUGGCCGUCCGUUGAGAUGGCGCCAACCUGGGCACCAUUUGACACUUCACCCCUAGUGCCAGAGAUAGCGUCUCUUUUAGACCAGUCUAGCAAAACAAGCGCGACUCCGUACCACAUAUAUCCCUCGCUCCAAUUAGAGGCAGACUUAGACAAAGUCAUGACUUUGCCAGCCGACGCGAGCGAAACAAAGUCCCCAAGUCCACGCCAAAAAGAUAAAUCGGUCAAACUACACGACACAAGAUCGAUGCUUGCAAGGCCAAAGCAGAGGCCACCCCCUAAAGCAACCCCCAGCCCGCCCAAAAGACAACGGCAAACAAAGCAAGCUGCAACAAAGGGCAUGGGCAGUGGUAUAAAUGGAGAUGCCGAGCCCACUACUCAUCGGGAAAGAUCCCUUGAGCGCAACCGCGUCGCGGCUUCAAAGUGCAGAAAGCGCAAGAAGAAAUGGGUUGAUGAGCUCGAAAAGAGAAACUCUAGGCUGGAGAAGCGCCACAAGGAUCUCAAGACAGAGUAUCUCUUCCUCGUGCAAGAAAUAUCUGGACUAAAAAACUAUAUCGUUGGCCAUGCUAGUUGCCAUGAUCCGAAUAUUGAUAUAUGGCUGGAGAGUGAGGCUUCAAAGUAUGUGUGCAAGUUACAGAGCGAGGGCCCAUGGCGCAUUCGCGGUCUAGGGUUUCCGCCGAGUCCAGACGCGAUGUCUUCAUCCACGCCGUCGUGGGGAAACAGUCAAUGCACGGAGCCGCCAAACGGUUCAUCCACUGAAAGUGAAGACUCAAAUAGCAGUUCCGAUCCAUAUGAUCCAAAUUGGGACAAUGAGAAAAUGGUCUCGUUUUAG